UCUCUCUCUCUCUCACCUCUCUCACAAAGAGAGGGUCGCCGCGCCAGGGAAUCAGGGAAGGGAGGCGGCAGGGGGAGAGGUAGGGGAGGGGUAUCGUAUCGAGUAUCGAUCAUCUUCUUCUUCUUCGUCCCCUCUUUUCCUAACCUAGAUCAGAGGCAAAACCCUAUUGAGAUAGAGAGAUGGGGAUAGAUCAGAAUCAUAAUGAGAUGGGUGAGGAUGUGGCUGAUUUAAUGUUCGCGAAGAGAUCACGUUGCUGCUUCUGCAUACCAUGUUUCGGGUCCGACAGAUCGAAAACCGGCGGUAGAGGUCCGGUUUGGUGGGAGAGAAUCGGGAAUCCUGACUACGACGAGCAGUUGGGUGCGACAAACAACCGAAACAAAAACUCCGAUAACGAAGAGAAGAAGUGGUGGAGGACAGGUUUGAAUGUAUUAUUGAAGGUUAGAGAGUGGUCGGAGAUCGCGGCUGGUCCUCGCUGGAAGACUUUCAUUCGAAGAUUCAACAAGAACAACAACAACAAUAAGGGUGGUGGAGUAGGGUGGAAGAACGGGAAAUUCCAAUACGACGCUUUGAGCUAUGCGCUUAACUUUGACGAAGGGCCGGGGGAAGAGGAUCAUAAUGACGAGGAUCGCCUCUACCGUGACUUCUCCUCCAGGUAUGCUUCAAUUCCUAUCUCGAAGUCGUCUACGGAUCUCGGCAGAGACGCUCCUACUUUCACGUAACCCACCAUCAGUGAACUGAUCACACAGAGGGAAAAGGUUCCCGGUGUCAGUUGAAUGUGUCCGUUCAAGCUUCUGUGCGCGGCGUGUUAAGGGAUCCACUCUGCGUUCCAACCGCCGGAUUUUUCGUCCUUUGAAUAUACGAUCCGCUCCUCGUUCGAACCGCCGGAGAUUCGUCUUUUUUUUUUUUUUUUUUUUUUUAGGUUUAAUAUUUUCUUGUCAUAUUCUUUUCUAAAAAAUCUAUAAAUUAAUGUUACCAUGGCGGUGGAUGGGUGUAAACAGAUGGGGUGGAAAAUAAUUAGUGAAAAUUCAUAUAUAUGUAUAUGAGUUGGGUUGGUUGAUGAA
Molecule: messenger RNA, 1061 nt
Organism: Macadamia integrifolia
Lineage: Eukaryota; Viridiplantae; Streptophyta; Magnoliopsida; Proteales; Proteaceae
Exons: 1
Coding region: 180-719 (179 amino acids)
Source: RefSeq, a predicted model, not a curated record